UGGAGUUUUCUUCAGCCUUCUUCCAAUUAGAAUUUCUGCAACUGUAUCUGAAGUUUCCCCAAUCCAGUGAUUCCAAUUUCCACACACAUUCCUACCAAGGCUCUUAAAAAGACCAUAUUCAUACUCUUAACAAUAGCAUCAAAAUCAAAGUCAAGUCUUGAAUCAGCAAUGAUCACUGAUGUACCUUCUUCUUCUUCCUCUCCCUCUCCCACCGUCAAGACCCGUAGAUGGAUCAACCAUGUAUUCAUCAGUUUCAGGGGUGAAGACACCAGAAAAGGCUUCACAGAUCACCUUUAUGCUGCACUGGAAAGAAGGGGUUGUAUCAAAACUUUCAAGGAUGAUCAUGACCUUGAGAGUGGGGAAAUCAUAUCUGAAGGGCUCAUCAAGGGAAUUCAAGAGUCCAUGUUUGCGCUUGUUGUCCUCUCACCAAACUAUGCUUCCUCAAGAUGGUGCUUGGAUGAGCUGCAAAACAUCAUUGAGUGCAGGGAAAAGUUUAACCAAGUGGUUUUUCCUAUCUUCUAUGGUGUAGAAUCCUCUGAUGUAAGGUAUCAGAGAGGAACCUUUGAAGAAGCUUUCAGAAAACAUGAAGAGAGGUUCAAGGAAGAGAAGGGGAAAGUCGAAAGAUGGAGAGAUGCAUUGCAAAAAGUUGCAAGUUAUUCCGGUUGGGACUCCAAAGAUAGGUGCUCAAAAACCGAUAAGCAUCUGCUAAUGACACAUGACGUGCAUCAGACUUGUGAGCUUGAAGGCUUAGUUCAGGAAGAAGCCCUUCAUUUAUUGUGUCUGAAAGCUUUUAAACAAGAUCAACCCAAAAGCCAAUAUCAGAAUUUGUGCAGCAAAGUGGUUCAAUACACAAGAGGCCUUCCAUUGGCACUUGAAGUAUUGGGAUCCCAUCUUUGUGGAAGAACUCCUGAGGCUUGGGAUAGUGCUUUAAAGCAAUUAAGAAGUUCUCCACACCCUGAAAUCCAAAAUUCAUUGAAAAUAAGUUUUGAAAGUUUGGCUAGCACAGAGAGAGAAAUGUUUUUGGAUAUUGCUUGUUUCUUCAAAGGCAUGAACAAGGAUGAAGUAGUAAAAGUGUUAGAAAAUUGUGGUCAUUUUCCACAAAUUGGAAUUGAAAUUUUGAUUGAAAAAUCUUUCGUCACUCUUGGUUGGGGUAAUAAAUUGGAAAUGCAUGAUUUACUUGAAGAAAUGGGAAAGAAUAUAGUGUUUCAAGAAUCUCCAAAUGAUCCAGGAAAACGUAGUAGAUUGUGGUCUCAUGAUGACAUCAGCCGUGUGUUGACACAAAAUAAGGGAACUGAAGCAAUUCAAGCAAUAGUACACUAUACUCGAGAAAAUGAAGCAAGAUGGAGCUCUGAAGCUUUCUCCAAGACCAGCAACAUAAGGUUGCUAAAGAUACGUAAUCCGUGUCGUCUUUCCCAUGGCCUUGAUUGCCUUCCUUAUGCACUCAGAGUUCUUGACUGGCUAGGAUGCCCUCUGAAAACUCUGCCACUUACUGAUCAGCUGGAUGUUGUUGACAUCAAUUUGUCUUGGAGCAAAAUUAAACAACUUUGGCACGGAAAAAAGAUUUUACAUAAGUUGAAGUGCAUCAACUUGAGUUUUUCCCAGAACCUUAACCAAACCCCUGACUUUGUGGAGGUUCCGAAUCUCGAAUCGUUAGAUCUUGGAGGCUGUAAAAGGUUAACCAAAAUCCAUUCAUCUGUUAUGCACCUCAAGAAACUUGUUCAAUUGAACUUAGAAGGCUGCAAAAGGCUCAAAGCUCUUCCAGGUAAAAUGGAGAUGAGUUCAUUAAAGGUUUUAAAUCUUUCUGGUUGCUCAAACAUGAACACCAUCCCAGACUUUGGGAAUUGCAUGGGACAUCUAGAAGAGCUUCGUUUGGAUGGAACUGCUGUAACAGAGCUACCUUCAUCAUUAGGAUGUCUGGUUGGACUUGUUCUUUUGCAUUUACAGAAUUGCAGGUAUCUUGUUUGCCUUCCGGAUACCAUUCAUAAGUUGAAGUCCCUCAAAGUUCUUAAUGUUUCUUAUUGCUCGAAACUCCGUAGCUUGCCAGAGUGCCUACAGGAAAUGAAUAAUCUGGAAGUACUUUAUGCAAUCAAUACUGCCAUUGAAGAACUACCUUUAUUUUUAUGUUAUCUAGAAAACAUCAAAGUAGUGUCAUUUGCUGGUUGCAAAGAGUCAACAUCCGUGUUAAAUUGCUUUCGAGUUCCAUCUGCUGUUUGCCGUCCAUCCCUUUUGAUAAGGUUAGAUUUAAGUUAUUGCAAUCUACUUGCUGAAUCAAUACCAGAUGGUUUUUGUGGCAUAUCGCUGAGGGAUUUGGAUCUUUCUGGCAACAACUUUGUUAACCUACCAAGCGACAUUUCCAAACACUCUACGCUUGAAUAUCUCUGUCUAAACUCGUGCAAGAAGCUUCAGUCAUUGCCUGAGCUUCCAUUAAGCAUAAAAAGAAUAGAUGCAACCAACUGUUCCUCAUUGGUAGCUUCUGUACAAUGGCACUUACCAAGAGAACGGAAGGGGAUUUGCUUUCCGAGAACACGAUUCGACAUGCUUAUCACAGGCAAUGAAAUUCCAUCAUGGUUUGCACCUCAAAAGUCCUCUUCCUUUGCAGAAAUACCAUUUCCUCAUCCUUCUCCUCCAACUGAAUGGCUGGGAUUUGCUCUGUGUUUCUUGCUGGUAGCGGAUCGGCCUCUGAAGUAUUACCAUACAUGGAUCACUUGUUACACGGCAACACAAACAUCAGCCAACAAAAUAAUGGUACCGGAUAAAGAUGAUUGGAGGGCUGAGUCUCACGUGAUCACCAGGAUUGUUCCUCUUAUGGAGCCAAAACUACCUCACCUUUACAUUCUCUUUCUGUCCGUUGGAGAAUACCUUGAAAGAAUGCAUACAGGUUAUGGGUUUGGUUUGACGUGUUGGCCUGAGAACGACGGUUCAUUGAGAAUAGUGCAGGCUGGGUGUCGUCUGGUGUGCAAGGAAGAUGUUCAAGAUAUUUAUGGAAAUCAUUCCCAUACUUCCUCUGUAGGGCCUAAUAAAAAACAAACAAAAAAGAAACAAUCGUGAUGGGCCAAACCCAUAACCUUUCUUUCUUUUUGUUCUACUCCAACGGCACACACAAACACUAAAAAAAAAAGAACUUUAAUGCAGCAAUACACACGUGUGGGCGAGUAUGUAAUGCCUAUGUUGUUGUUGUGGUUGUUGUGUGGACAAGAAAUUUGAAUUUUAUUUAAGAAUUUAUUAUAUGUAUA
This is a messenger RNA of Arachis duranensis, 3233 nucleotides long. Its product is annotated as TMV resistance protein N-like. Bases 169 to 3048 code for a protein of 959 amino acids. The record is from RefSeq and is a predicted model, not a curated record. Gene Ontology annotation, molecular function: protein binding; ADP binding. Gene Ontology annotation, biological process: signal transduction; defense response. The transcript is spliced from 6 exons. Lineage: Eukaryota; Viridiplantae; Streptophyta; Magnoliopsida; Fabales; Fabaceae.